Molecule: messenger RNA, 913 nt
Organism: Chelmon rostratus (copperband butterflyfish)
Lineage: Eukaryota; Metazoa; Chordata; Actinopteri; Chaetodontiformes; Chaetodontidae
Gene: tmem150b
Product: transmembrane protein 150B
Exons: 6
Coding region: 1-708 (235 amino acids)
Source: RefSeq, a predicted model, not a curated record
AUGUGGCUGUGGGCUCUGCUCCCCAUCAGCCUGGCUCUCGUCGGCACAGCGGGCAUUUGGAGUGUGUUUGUUAUAGCUGUAGCAAAUGGAUCAGUCAACCUCACCGAAGGAUUCCCUUAUAUCAGUGAGUGUGGCACCUACAACCCUCAGAGCUGCCUCUUCUCCCAGAUCUGCAACGUCUGCUCUGUUUUAGCCGUGUGGAUCGUGGUGAUCCGUUUCCAGCAGGUGAGGGAUUUUGGUGACCAUGGAACCGCCAACAUUCUCAGCAUUGUUUGGGGAUUCAUCGCUUGUAUAGGGAUCUCUGUCCUUGGCAACUUCCAGCAAUCCGUCUUGAUGGGCGUUCAUCUUUUUGGAGCGUUCCUGACUUUCUUCGUGGGCUUGGCCUACUUCUGGCUACAGCUGUAUCUAACUUAUCGGGCUCGGCCGUCUCGGGGAGGGUGCUGCAUUGGGCCUAUCAGGGCGAUCUGCUGCGCCCUCUGUACCAUCCUGGUCAUCUUUAUGGCUGUUCUCCACAACGUGGGCUAUCGAUCCGCGGCUGCCGUGUGUGAGUGGGCCUUGGUCAUGGUCUUCUUCUGCCUGUUUGGCCUUUUUGCGGCUGAGUUCAGACACAUCGACUUCCACCGGCUCACUGUACAGAAACAGGGUCUUAAGAGUGACCGCCCUACCUCAAUAGAAAUUAAUGGUCAUGCUGCAAACGCACUUAGAUGAACGUGCACGCAUGAACAUACGGGUGACACACUGUCUUUAGGGAUGUGAGCCAAGCAAACAAGUGAAAUGUGAGUAUUUUGUCCUUCUUGAUUUAAUAACUUCCUUUUUAUAUUUUUUGGAACAUGCUCAGUGGAGUUUGGGUGCAGCACUCAACCGAGAACCUCCUUUAAUUGUCUUUAACAUAGGCACAAUGCCUGUGCACUAG